AUCGAUAGGUAAUUCAUUAGUUGAGGGAGUCAAAAGUUACAACCUGAAUUUAGAGAUCAAGUAGAAUUGACGAAACCUCAAGGCCCAGCUGUGCAAUUUACCCACAAAAAAUCACAUUGAAGUUUGCUUCAAAUCGAAGUCCUCCUCCUGGCCUUAGCAGUUCAGAGAGAGAGAGAGUGAAAAUGGCGGAUCCACUCUCUCCUCCUCGGUCGGCGACGGACCUCUUCGGCGACCCGAUCGAUUCCCACCCCCUCUGGUUCAAGCAAUCGGCCUUCCUCCGUCCGGAAUUCGAUUCGGAGUCCUACAUCUCUGACCUCCGCACCUUCGUCCCCUUCGCCACCCUCCGCUCCGAGCUCCACUCCCACCUAUCUUCCCUCCACCGCGAGCUAGUCGACCUCAUCAACCGCGACUACAAUGACUUCGUAAACCUCAGCACCAAGCUCGUCGACGUCGACUCCGCCGUCGUCCGCAUGCGUGCUCCCCUCUCUGACCUCCGCGACAAGAUCUCCCAGUUCCGCGCCGCCGUCGAGACAUCGCUUGCCGCGCUCCAGAACGGGCUCCGCCAGAGGGCCGAGGCGUCGGCGGCGAGGGAGACUCUUGAGCUCCUCCUCGAUACUUUUCAUGUCGUAUCGAAGGUUGAAAAAUUAAUAAAGGAGCUACCAAGUGUACCUGCUGAUUGGUCAAAUGGACAUCUAAAUUCUACAGAAAAGGGUCCUAGCAGCAAUGGAGCUUCCUUACAGCAUGCUGAAAAUGGAACUAGUCUGAGAGAGACUCAAAGUAUGCUUUUAGAGAGAAUUGCCAGUGAGAUGAAUCGGCUAAAGUUCUAUAUUGCUCAUGCACAGAAUCUUCCUUUCAUUGAGAGCAUGGAGAAGAGGAUUCAAAGUGCUAGCUUAUUAUUAGAUGCAAGCUUGGGACAUUGUUUUGUGGAUGGAUUGGAACACCGGGACGCAAAUGCAAUUUACAAUUGCUUGCGUGCAUAUGCUGCCAUUGAUAACACUAGGGAUGCAGAAGAAUUUUUUCGCACUACUGUUGUGGCUCCACUGAUACUGAAAGUCAUUCCUCAUGGGUCUUCAGAGACUGUUGCUGGAGCUUCUAGGGAUGAACUUGAGGAUGAUUAUCAACAAAUCAAGCAAUACAUUGAGAGCGACUGCAAAUUUUUAUUGGAAAUUUCCUUUGUGGAAAAUUCAGGGUUACAUGUAUUUGACUUCUUGGCCAAUUCAAUUCUUAAAGAGGUUCUGACAGCAAUUCAAAAAGGAAAGCCAGGAGCAUUUUCUCCCGGAAGACCUACUAAUUUCCUUAAAAAUUACAAGUCAAGCCUGGAUUUCUUGGCUCAUUUGGAAGGCUACUGUCCGUCCAGAUCUGCUGUUGCAAAACUUCGAACGGAGACUGUCUAUGUUGAGUUCAUGAAACAGUGGAAUAUUGGUGUUUAUUUUUCAUUGAGAUUCCAGGAAAUAGCUGGGGCGUUAGAUUCUGCACUUAUGGUGACUGGUAUUGUCCCAGUUUCAAAUUCUGAUGAGGGAAAUUCUCUAGAUUUGACGCUAAAACAGAGUGUUACUCUUCUGGAGAGCUUGAGGUCUUGCUGGAGAGACGAUGUUCUUGUCCUCUCCUUCUCUGACAAGUUUCUUCGCUUAUCUUUGCAACUACUUUCAAGAUAUACAAGUUGGUUGUCAUCUGGAUUGGCUGCUCGGAAAGCUGGUAAUACAAGCCCCAACCCUGGAUCUGAAUGGGCUAUCUCUGCAGCCCCGGAAGACUUCAUUUAUAUAAUUCAUGACAUAAAUUCUCUUGUAACGGAGAUUGGUGGCAGUUAUCUGGGGCAUGUACUUCAUCUUCUUAAUUCAUGCCCCACCGAAGUACUUGAUCUUGUUGAAAAGAGCAUUUUGCUGUGUGGGAAAUCGUUGAAGGAUUUAGUACCCCAAGUAGUAGGUGCAAUAGUAGAUGCACUAGUUGAGAAGUCUGUUGAGGACUUGAGGCAGCUGAAGGGAAUAACUGCAACUUAUCGGAUGACUAAUAAACCCCUUCCUGUUCGGCAUUCACCAUAUGUGUCAGGGGUAUUGCGUCCCCUGAAGGUCCUUUUAGAUGGAGAUCGAGCUGCAACAUAUUUGACAGGGGAAACUAGAAAGGACCUGUUACUUGGUGCUGCAUUUGAGAUUACCAGUCGUUACUAUGAAUUGGCUGCCGAUCUCGUUAGUGUGGCUAGGAAAACAGAGUCUUCACUGCAGAGAAUACGGCAGGGUGCACAGAGACGAGCUGGUGCUAGCUCAGAUGUCUCAGACCACAAUGUGUCCGACACUGACAAGAUCUGUAUGCAAUUGUUCCUCGAUAUUCAGGAGUAUGGGCGUAACCUUUCUGCCCUUGGCGUUGAAGCGGCCAAAAUUCCAGCAUAUUGUUCCCUGUGGCAAUGCGUCGCCCCUCCAGACAGGCAAAAUGAGAUCAAUUUCUAGAGCAAGCAAGGCUUCCGCUUCAAGCAAGGCUUCUGAUGAGAUAAAUUUCUAGAGCAAGCAAGGCUUCUGUUUCAGGCCAGCCAAUUUUUACAGGUAGCUUCCCUUCCGGAUAUUGUAAGUUGGUUUAUUGUAAAAUUUUUUGUUUUAUUUUUAUUUUUUGCCAGUUCUAGUCUUGAGGUUAUCGUCCUUUUCUUUCAUUGGGAGUGUUUUGCAUCUAUUCAUAUAGGAAGAGUAAAAAUUUUGUAUUUAAUUUGAGCGCUGUUCUUGAAUAAUAACCACGACUUUGAUGUCAUCUAAUUUGCAGUGGACAGCCUUUCUCAUGCUGUCUUUUAACU
Malania oleifera is the source of this 2776-nucleotide messenger RNA. RefSeq names its product conserved oligomeric Golgi complex subunit 2. The record is from RefSeq and is a predicted model, not a curated record. The coding region runs from base 183 to 2441 and encodes 752 amino acids. Gene Ontology annotation, biological process: protein transport; Golgi organization; intra-Golgi vesicle-mediated transport. The transcript is spliced from 12 exons. Lineage: Eukaryota; Viridiplantae; Streptophyta; Magnoliopsida; Santalales; Ximeniaceae. Gene Ontology annotation, cellular component: membrane; COG complex.